AUGUCGCGCCCACUAUUAUUCACAAUUUUCGCUAUUAUUUGUUUUCCACAAGUAUUUUCAAUUGAAUGUUAUAAUGGCCUAAAAUUGAUUCAAGGUACGAAUGUGGGCACGGCGACGAUUCGCUGCGACAAUUCCGCCGCCUAUUGCUAUAAUAUGACAGCUUCAACAAAUGUGUUGAUCGACGUGAUGAAGGCUGGAUGCAGCAUGUGGAGAUGCAUGUUCGCCCAGAAUAAGUGUAUCUCGACGAAUUUCAAAGGCAUUCCGAUCUCAUUGUGCUGCUGCAACACGAAUUUCUGCAAUGUUCCGCAGAACAAUGGAAACGGAAAUGUGAUACACCCUCAAAAAACUGGCGGCUGGAAUGCGGAGCCGGAGCACACGCAGAAGGUCUGGACAAAAGAUGAGGUUGAGCGAACGUUCAAUUCCGCCGAAAUUGAUGACGACGAAACGCAUUCAACCACACGCGCCGCCCGUUUGACAACGCAAAAUCGCACCGAGACCCAUACAUUGAACGAGACGACGGCUCUUGGCGAUGAGAUCGAGGUUUUAUUAUGA
Molecule: messenger RNA, 552 nt
Organism: Caenorhabditis bovis
Lineage: Eukaryota; Metazoa; Nematoda; Chromadorea; Rhabditida; Rhabditidae
Source: the annotation of a GenBank genome assembly